CUGUCAUAUUAAUUGUGACAUGCAAACAUAGAGCUACUAAGAGCUUUAGAGACACACACAGAGAGAGCUCAGAAAAUUUGAAGAUGGGAGAACAGAGUAUAUGUAGUGCUGUGUGCAAAGGGCUCAUCAAAGCAAAACCAUUCUUGGCUAUGGUGUCUCUGCAAUUUGGAUAUGCAGGAAUGUACAUUGUUACUAUGGUUUCUUUUAAGCAUGGCAUGAGCCAUUAUAUUCUUGCUCUCUAUCGUCAUAUUGUUGCCACUCUCGUCAUUGCUCCUUUUGCACUUGUUCUUGAAAGGAAAAUAAGGCCAAAGAUGACACUCCCUAUUUUCCUUAGAAUAACGGUUCUUGGUUUUCUCGAACCAGUGCUUGAUCAGAAUUUAUACUACGUUGGGAUGAAGUCCACAUCAGCAACAUUUGCAUCUGCAUCAGUCAAUGUCCUUCCAGCCAUAACCUUUAUUCUAGCAAUUAUUUUCAGGUUGGAGAAGGUAAACAUAAAGAGGGUACAUGACAUAGCCAAGAUUAUGGGAACAUGUGUUACAGUUGCAGGAGCAAUGGUGAUGACUUUGUACAAAGGUCCUAUUCUUAAUUUCUUAACCUCACAUGGAGCUGGAAGCCACCAUGGAAGCACCACAUCUACUGAACCUAAUGACCAACAUUGGGUUACCGGAACUUUAAUGCUCCUAGCCAGUUGCUGUGGCUGGGCAAGUUUCUUUAUAUUGCAAUCAUUUACUUUGAAGAAAUACCCAGCGGAGCUCUCUCUCACAGCUUUGAUAUGCUUAAUGGGUGCGGUUCAAGGAGCUGCUGUGUCACUUGUAAUGGAACGUGACAUGAGUGCUUGGAAAAUAGGAUUUGACUCUAGGUUUCUUGCUGCUGCUUACUCUGGAAUCGUUUGCUCUGGAGUUGCAUAUUAUGUGCAAGGUAUGGUAAUUAAGGAAAGAGGCCCUGUUUUUGUCACCUCUUUUAGCCCUCUCUGCAUGAUUAUAACUGCAGCCUUAGGAACCAUAAUCCUAGCUGAGCAACUUCGCCUUGGAAGUAUAAUUGGAGCAAUUCUUAUAGUUAUUGGGCUUUACACUGUUGUGUGGGGUAAAACCAAGGAUAAGAGAAUCUCAGCAACACCAGCUUUGACAAAUGAGAAAGAAUUGCCAAUUACUACUAAAUCAUCAUCAACUACCAAUUUUGAUAAUGGAAUUAAUCCAGUGGUGUCAGCUUGAAAUAAAUUAAUUAGUGUAUAAUCACAAGUUUGGGCAAUAUAUAUGUUUCAAUAUGCAUUAUAUAUCCCUCACUUGUUGCUAAUUUUAAUGUAUUUUGAUUUUGAUCACCGGUAAGUAUAAAUGCGUACUCAUUAAUCUCGUUUCGAGAUAUGUAACUGACUCUCUAUAUAAAUGUUUUUCUACGGAUUGAACACUAA
Messenger RNA from Jatropha curcas, 1408 nucleotides. RefSeq names its product WAT1-related protein At4g08300. Lineage: Eukaryota; Viridiplantae; Streptophyta; Magnoliopsida; Malpighiales; Euphorbiaceae. Gene Ontology annotation, cellular component: membrane. Gene Ontology annotation, molecular function: transmembrane transporter activity. The record is from RefSeq and is a predicted model, not a curated record.